Miniopterus natalensis is the source of this 1813-nucleotide messenger RNA. It is a transcript of the gene COQ3, whose product is annotated as coenzyme Q3, methyltransferase. Gene Ontology annotation, molecular function: polyprenyldihydroxybenzoate methyltransferase activity; 3-demethylubiquinol 3-O-methyltransferase activity. NCBI's taxonomy places the organism in Eukaryota, Metazoa, Chordata, Mammalia, Chiroptera, Miniopteridae. Gene Ontology annotation, cellular component: mitochondrion. Gene Ontology annotation, biological process: ubiquinone biosynthetic process. The record is from RefSeq and is a predicted model, not a curated record.
CCAUAUAUAUUUAUAUAACACCCACUAGUAGUGCAACCGUGAUUAGGUUGACUCCUGAACACGCGAGAGUGGAUCUCGGAACCUUUCUGUUGGGGAUCUUUUAGCGGAGGGACCGGAAAAGAGGUGGAACCUUUCUGUCGCGAUGUGGGUGGCCCGCAAGCUGCGCUCCUGCGGGAGCCGUUCUUUGGAAGUGCUUACGCCUAGGAGCCGGGGUACACGAGCUGACUGUGCUCGCUUCGCCACCACCGCGGUUUACUUAGAGAAUCAGCUCCGUUGGACUCUACAAAUUAAACCGUGGGUUUUCAGUAGAUAUAGAAUCAUGCGGCUCAUAUCCUAUAGAAGGACUUUUGCCUCCUUGGAUACAAUGAAAAGUUACAGAUACCCUUGGACAAGACUGUACAGUACUUCUCAAACCACUGUAGACAGCAAUGAGGUAAAAAACUUCCUGGCCCUGGCUCACAAGUGGUGGGAUGAGCAAGGAGUAUAUGCACCUCUUCAUUCUAUGAACGACCUAAGGGUGCCAUUUAUUAGAGACAGUCUUUUAAAAACAAUUGCUAAUCACCAGCCAGGAAAACCUUUGUCUGGGAUGAAGAUUCUUGAUGUUGGCUGUGGUGGUGGAUUGUUAACUGAACCUUUAGGGCGGCUGGGGGCCUCGGUGAUUGGAAUUGACCCUGUGGAUGAGAACAUUAAGGCAGCACAGCGCCAUAAGUCAUUCGACCCAGUCCUGGCUCAGAGGGUGGAGUACAGAGCGUGUUCCCUGGAAGAGAUCGUGGGAGAGACUGCAGAGACGUUUGAUGCUGUCGUAGCUUCUGAAGUCGUAGAACACGUGGUGGACCUGGAAACGUUCAUACAGUGCUGCUGUCAAGUGCUGAAACCCGGUGGUUCUUUAUUUAUUACUACAAUCAACAAAACACAGCUAUCCUAUGCCUUGGGAAUUGUUUUUUCAGAGCAAAUCGCAGGUAUUGUACCAAAAGGUACUCAUACCUGGGAGAAGUUUGUUUCACCUGAAAAGCUAGAGAGCAUUCUGGAAUCAAAUGGUCUGUCAGUUCAGACUGUGGCGGGAAUGAUCUACAACCCCUUCUCAGGUUAUUGGCAUUGGAGUGAAAAUACCAGCCUUAACUACGCAGCCCAUGCUGUGAAGCAGGAGCCCCUGGUGCCUGCUGAGUUUGUUUUAAAGGGGGACACAGAAGAGCUCCAAGCUCAAGCCUCUACCGACCCAGCUGUGCACGACCAGCUGAAGAAAUGAAUGUUUCUAAGGACUGUGGGAAUAUGGCUUGGAAGCCUGAUGUUUUGUAAAUACAGAAAAUAUACAAUUUAAUUUUUGAGAGAGGAUCAUGAAGAAAAGAAAGUCAGUUUUUAAACAGGGCUAAAAACCUUGAAUAAAAGUUGUUGUUUCAUCUACUAGCUACUUUCAAGGGAUUAUUCUAUGGAUAAAAAGUUUUGUUCAGGUUUUGUGUGAUUUAGGUGUUUAGAUUGUUCAGCCUUUGUUAUAUAAAUAGGGUAUGCAUAUGUCACUCCAUAUUACUGAUUAUAUAUAUAUAUAUUUUUUUUCCUAGCAUGUAUGCACAUACAUAUGUGCUAUAAUGUGUUUAAUUUAAAGGAAUCUGUAUUAUCUGUGUUCUCUAUUUGGUUUUAGUUAAAGACAGUUAUGCUUCAGACUGAUGAAAACCAAGCUAAUUUUAUACUACUUAUAUUUGGGUAGAUAAAAUAUAUUUUUUCCUUUAAAUUUUAAUUUGUUGGGAAGCAAGUGGAUUGUUAAGUAUGCGCUGGAUUUGGAUUUAACAGUAAAAUCCAGAAGUUCAGAUCACACUGA